Centrocercus urophasianus (Greater sage-grouse) is the source of this 3505-nucleotide messenger RNA. RefSeq names its product angiomotin (gene AMOT). The record is from RefSeq and is a predicted model, not a curated record. NCBI's taxonomy places the organism in Eukaryota, Metazoa, Chordata, Aves, Galliformes, Phasianidae. Gene Ontology annotation, biological process: hippo signaling; establishment of cell polarity involved in ameboidal cell migration; regulation of cell migration. Gene Ontology annotation, molecular function: signaling receptor activity. Gene Ontology annotation, cellular component: lamellipodium; plasma membrane; bicellular tight junction.
UGGCUGCGUCGGAGCGCUGCCCUCCGUCCCGGUCGCCCGUCUCUGAGCGCGUUCGUUUCCAAUAAAAAGAAAAAUCCAGCCGCGGAUCCGCCUCCAACCGCGUCCAAGCCCCUGCGGAACCCGGUACAUUUGUGCCGCUAACAUAGUUUGCUUCCCUCUUCGGUUUUAUUGACGCUGAGGAUGAAGAAGGAUUUGCAAGCAAAAGCGCCUUGAAGCCAACAUCAUUUGGAGAGAGCCCUGCAGCUCACCCGUUGGGUCUCGAAUUCCACCCUUUGCCCCUGCUGAAUCCGCUGCUCUGCCCUUUACUCUCCAGGGUAAAAAAACAAACAACAACAAAAACCCGAGGAAAAGAAUACCUUUGGCAGCAGGGCAGCUUUGUGUGGCCACCCCGGCGAGCUCCAAGUGUCCAGUUUCUGAAAAGAAGAAAAUCCUUUUGUCUUCAGCAGAUCAGUAGAAUUAUUUUGGAAGCGAGGAGAGUAUCAAGUGAUCUGUCCCACUGAAGAGGAGACUGAAGCCAUCUCUGAGUGGAAAUUUUGGACGUGCGGGAGGAAGGCUGUGUCCCCCCAUGUGCCAGAACCGCUCCUCCUUCCCAAGGAAGUCAAAGUGAAGGACGUAGGUCAAGGGCAGCUUUUACAUUCCACCCAAAAGGCACCACAGUUUGAGAUGAGGAAUUCAGAAGAACAAGCAGCUACGACAGUUUUACAACGCCUGCUGCAGGAGCAGCUCAGAUACGGAAACCCAAAUGACAACCGUAACCUUCUUGCCUUACACCAGCAAGCCACAGGAAAUGCCCCCCCCUUCAACAGCACUGGGAGUCCAGCAUCUCAGAACGAAGGGCUGAACUCCCAGGACCAUCAGCUCGUGACUCAUGCUGCCCGUCAGGAGCCCCAGGGCCAGGAAAUACAGGUGGACAACAGCAUCAUGGAGAAGCAGCUCUCCCCGCGACUCCAGAACAGCGAGGACCUCCCGACCUAUGAGGAAGCCAAAGUGCAGUCACAGUAUUUCAGGGGCCAGCCACAUGCUAGUGUCGGGGCAGCGUUUUAUGUAACGGGGGUGACCAACCAAAAAAUGAGGACUGAAGGGCGGCCCACAGUUCAGCGGGUGAGCCCAGGGAAGGUCCACCAGGAUGAAGGACUUAAGGACCUCAAGCAAGGACACGUCCGUUCCCUGAGCGAGAGGCUGAUGCAGCUGUCCUUGGCCACCAGUGGUGUCAAGGCGCACGCGCCCGUCACGAGCGCACCGCUCUCCCCUCUCUCUCCACUUUCUCCUCAGCAGUCGAGCGACCCUUAUAAAAAUUCUGGCUCCAGUGAGUUCUACAAGAACUCUGUGCAGCCGCCUUCCCAGCCCAGCAUGAAAGGGAUGGAGCAGAGGGGUCCUCCUCCGGAGUAUCCUUACAAAAAUGUGUCCACCCCAUCUAUGAACUGCAAACCUCAGGACUCGGGGCAUUUCUAUAGUGAUCAUCGCGUGAGCCAGCAGGGAAGAUCCGAUGGGCCUAUGAUGAGGUAUCAACAUCCCCCUGAGUAUGGGUCAGUCAGGCAGAACCCAGAUGUACAGCUGCAGUUACAACAGAGACCACCUCACCAUCACAGUCCAACUUCUUCCUUGACAUCUUUGGGAUCUUUGACCUUGCUUCAGUCUCCACCGCCAUCCAGGCUGUCCCCUUCCCAGCACCAGCAACCCCUGACUCCAAGCCAGGGAGAUCCUGGCAUUCUGCCACGGACCCAGCAGCCUUUCUUGUCAAACCAAGUCCAUCAGGGAGAUUUGUACCGACUAUGCCAGCCUUUCCUUGGCCCGCAGCAGCAGCAAGGCGAUUCCUAUUCAGUGAUGUCCCGGGCUCAGCAGAUACCUUCCCCAUAUCAGCAAAUGCAAGUAGAUCCUUUUGCCAUAGUUUCCAGGGCCCAGCAAAUGGUGGAAAUCCUGUCGGAAGAAAACCGAUCUCUACGACAGGAGCUGGAUGGGUGUUAUGAGAAGGUAGCCCGACUGCAGAAGCUGGAAACAGAAAUUCAGCAAGUUUCAGAGGCAUACAAAAACCUGGAGAAAUCAUCCUCUAAGCGGGAUGCCCUGGAGAAGGCCAUGAGAAACAAGCUGGAAGGAGAAAUUCGUAGGCUUCAUGAUUUCAACAGGGAUCUGAGAGAACGUAUGGAGACAGCCAACAAGCAGCUUGCGGAGAAGGAAUUUGAGGGGUCUGAAGACAAUCGGAAAACCAUCUCUCAACUCUUUGCACAAAACAAAGAAACACAGCGGGAAAAGGAGAAACUGGAAAUAGAACUGGCUGCUGCACGCUCCACCAAUGAAGACCAGCGAAGACACAUUGAGAUCCGAGACCAGGCCUUGAACAAUGCUCAGGCCAAGGUGGUGAAACUGGAGGAGGAGCUCAAAAAGAAGCAGGUCUAUGUUGAGAAAGUGGAGAAGAUGCAACAGGCCUUGGUUCAGCUGCAGGCAGCGUGUGAGAAACGGGAACAGCUGGAGCAUAGGCUGCGGACCCGGCUGGAGCGAGAGCUGGAAUCUCUCCGGAUGCAGCAGCGUCAGGGUACAUCUCAGGCUGCCAACGUCUCUGAGUACAAUGCCACAGCGCUUAUGGAACUCCUGCGCGAGAAGGAAGAAAGGAUUCUUGCUCUGGAAGCUGACAUGACCAAGUGGGAACAGAAGUACCUGGAGGAGAGUGUGAUGAGACAGUUUGCUUUAGAUGCAGCUGCAACUGUGGCUGCUCAGAGGGAUACGACAGUGAUCAGCCACUCACCUAACCCUAGCUAUGACACCUCGCUGGAAGCUCGCAUUCAGAAGGAGGAAGAAGAGAUCCUGCUUGCCAACAGGAGGUGUCUGGACAUGGAGGGAAGGAUCAAGACUCUGCACGCUCAGAUCAUAGAGAAGGAUGCCAUGAUCAAAGUCCUGCAGCAGCGUUCCCGGAAGGAGCCUGGUAAGACAGACCAGCUCUCCUCCAUGAGGCCUGCCAAGUCACUGAUGUCAAUCUCAAAUGCUGGCUCGGGCUUGCUGUCCCACUCAUCCACUCUGAGCAGCACUCCCAUCCUGGAAGAGAAGAGGGAGGACAAGAGCUGGAAAGGCAGCCUAGGUGUUCUGCUGGGAACAGAGUAUCGUUCCGAAUCCAUUCCCUCCACGCCCUCUCCUGUCCUUCCUUCCACCCCGUUGCUGUCAGCCCACUCUAAAACAGGCAGCCGGGACUGCAGCACCCAGACUGACCGAGGGAACGAGCAAAGCAAAGCUGCACCUUCCCCUGGAGCCCCCACACCAGCACGGCUCCCCACUGCCAGCCUGCCCUAUAGUGCUGACAAAACAGAUGGGCCACUCUUCCACUCCAGUACUCUCGAAAGAAAAGCCCCUGUUCAAACCAUGGGGCAGGACCUCCCAGAUGGAGAGAUGGUAGAAUACCUCAUCUGAAAGCCCGUACCGGAUCUGAACUCGGAUUCAAUAGCAAGAAUUUUUUUAAAAGACAAUUUUAUUGGGAAAAAAUUGUAGUACCUGAGUAAUAAAAGAACACUCAGUUGUU